AUGAACACCACUCUCGAAAGCACUGGCAGCAAUGGCAGCACUGCGAGUCCUCCUCUGGGAAUUCGAGAUGCCCCAUCGUCCCUCUCCACAGUCAUGUCUUCCAUGGUAUCAUCCCUGACGCAGCAGCAACUUGCCGUGCAAGGGUACAUGGUCUUCGAAGCACAUAUGACGUCCCAGCAAAGCCCUGAGUACUUAAACGAGGAGCGUUAUCGCCAGUCGUACGCCUCUGUCCGGGCGGCAUACGAAGACAUUCCUAUCACCUGGCGCCUGAAGGAGCGGAUGAAGACGGUCAGCGUGGCCCUGGUCCUCUGCCUGAAUGUGGGGACAGACCCGCCCGACAUGGUGAAAAUCACACCCUGCGCACGGAUGGAGUGCUGGUUUGACCCGCGCACCACGAGCAAGAGCAAGGCUAUCGAAACGAUUGGGAACAAUCUGCAACAGCAAUACGAACGGUGGCAGGCCCGUGCGAAAUACAAACAAGCUCUGGACCCCACGAUCGAGGACGUGAAAAAACUUUGCGCCUCUCUCCGACGGAAUGCGAAGACAGACCGCCUUCUCUUCCACUACAACGGUCAUGGCGUCCCUCGUCCUACCUCGGCAGGGGAGAUCUGGGUCUUCAACAAGACGUACACGCAAUAUAUUCCCCUCUCCAUCUACGACCUGAGGGCCUGGGUAGGCACGCCGGCCAUCUAUGUCUUGGACUGCUCGGGCGCCGGCAUCCUGUUGCCCCACUUUCUGCAGACCCCUGUCAUGCCCGCGUCCUCCCGGACCGCCGGGCUCGGGGGCUUGGACGGCCCCCCGCCCCCUCCCCCUUCCGGCCCGCCCGUGCCGCCGUCGCGACCCCGAAGCAACAGCAGUGGUGCCCACCACCGCGACUGCAUUGUCUUGGCACCCUGUGCGGCGAACGAGCUUCUCCUCAUCAACCACAAGUUUCCCGCGGACCUGUUCACGUCCUGCCUGACCACGCCCAUCCUGGUGGCCCUGCGCUGGUUCAUCGCCCAGAACCCUCUCUCCAUGGCCGAGGUGGACGUGGAAUUCGUGGACCACAUCCCGGGGAAACUGAACGACCGGAAGACGCCUCUGGGCGAGUUGAACUGGAUCUUCACCGCCAUUACGGACACGAUUGCCUGGAACACCUUGCCUUCGACCGUUUUUCAGUACCUCUUCCGCCAAGACUUGCUUGUCGCCAGCCUGUUUCGCAAUUUCCUCCUGGCCGAUCGGAUCCUCCGCUCCUUCAAUUGCACGCCCACCUCCAUCCCCCGGCUACCCUCCACGGCGCAGCAUCCCCUGUGGCAGGCCUGGGACCUGGCGGCUGAGUGCUGUCUGCACCAGCUUGUCGUGAACAGGAAGCCGAGCCUGGUCUCCAUGAGCUCGGCCGAAGCACGCUUGGUGGCCUCAGCCUCCGCAGGGCCAGGAUUCUAUUCCACGGUGACCGCCUCCACCACCAAUCCUUCCCCCUUUUCCUCCACCUCGCCCCCCCCCGGCACCUCCACCUCCCUCUCCAAUGCUCCUACCUCGGUCUCCUCGACAACCUUCUUUGCGGACCAGCUGACAGCCUUCGAGGUAUGGAUCGAGUACACCACCAUGGCACCCACCGGAGCCCCUCCGUCCAAGCCCCCAGACCAGCUCCCCGUGGUGCUCCAGGUCCUCUUAUCCCAAGCACAUCGGCUCCGCGCCCUCCUUCUCCUCCGUCGCUUUCUCGACCUGGGCCCCUGGGCUGUCAACCUGGCCCUCUCCGUGGGGAUUUUCCCUUACGUUCUCAAACUCUUACAGAGCCCCGCCCCCGAACUCCGGCAAGUCCUCGUCUGCAUUUGGGCGAGAAUACUUGCCUUUGACCCGUCUUGCCGCUCGGAUUUGGUCAAGGACAAUGCCUACUUGUAUUUCAUCGGGCAUUUGUCCGGCGCGGACAUUCGACCUGAGCAGCGGGUAUUGGCCGCUUUCAUUGUCAGCGCCAUCAUGGACGAGUCGCGCUCCGGGCAGCGGGACUGCUUGAAGAAAGGCGUGCACCGGACGUGUGCUCAUUUCUUGUUUUCGAAAGAAACCGAGGGCAUGCCCGAGUUCAGGCGCUGGUUAUGCUUCUGUCUUGGUCGGUUGGCCUUUGAUUACGUGGAAGGCAAGGUCGCUUGUUUGCGGGAAGACAUUCAUUUACACCUUUUUGGCCUGCUCGGCUCCCCACACGUCGCGGUGCGUGCGGCAGCUGUGCACACGCUGGGCACGUUCUUGGGGAGUGGCGGCGGACACCCGGGGGGAGGGGCAGGGAGGGAGAGUGGAAGUGGGCAAGGACAGGGGCACAACAGCAGCAGCAGUUUGUCCUCGAUGUCUUCGCCUACCUCUGAGAUGGGGACCUUAGGGAGCUCGCCGGGCGGGGGGCGGUCGCCGUCGACCGGGCGGGCCGCAUCUAUUGACUUGGAAGCAGCGCGGAAGACGGAUGUGUCGGUGAUUGGCCUUCCCAUGCUUCGAGCCUUCGACGACGUAAGUCCCAUGGUCAGGCGGCAAGCAAUCUUCGCGCUUUUCCUGUUGGUGACGGACAGCACACAUUUCCCCUAUUUCGUGUGGGUGGCGCACGAGCUGACACGGUUCAACGCCGAGAAACAGCAGCAGUAUCCCCGCGAGUCUCAGAUCAGAGGAGAGAGGAAAUCUGGGCAAACGGAUGGCAAAGGGACAAUGCAGAAGUCUCGAAGCUGCGAUUCGAUUGCAUCCUUGGAUGCCUCGUCCUCCACGUCCUCAAUGGUAGGCUUGGUAUUGGACGAGGAGGCCGAGAGCCAGGGCCGCAAAGAGGAUCGUGCCUUGGGGUUGUCGCCAUCGCAGCAAAAAGAAAGAGACGGUGAGAGGACAGGCAGCAGGAAUAAAAAUGACAGGGACCAGGAAGCCCGGGACAAGGGGCAGAGGCUGUGGUGCCAAGCCUUGGCGGCGCGUCUCAAGAGGAAAGCUGGGGAGAUAGGCGAACACUAUCUGCUCAUUUGGCUCGCGAUACGACAAGUGCAUCAAAAAGAGCCCUUUCCGCCUGUCGCAGACGUUGCUGGCCAGAUCGUACACUUGGUCCACGAAUGCUUGCUGGAUAUGAACCUAAAUCCAAGCAAGAAUGUGGCCUUCCCGGGUGCUUCCGCUCGUCCCUUACGCUCCACCGCCUCCGCCAUGACGUUAUCCCCCAUGGAGCUGCAACACCGACAAGAGCAAGCAUCAGAGGAGCAGCCGCAGCCACGACACGAUCAUUUGCACCAUGAAAAGCGAGAACAAAAUGAAAUCGACGCGCAACAGCAGCAAGGACGGCAAGAGAGCUCGCUCCUCGCCUCUCCUGGACUCUCUUCAACCUCUCAUCCACCGCGGGUUCCCCCUCGCCCUCCCCACCCGUCCGGCAUCCCACCACGCAGCCCCCCUACCUCGGCAAAUCCGAAUGCCUCCUCCUCCCAGAAACAACAGCUUCGAUCUCGGCAGCAACAGCAACAUACAUACCGUGGGCAUGACGGCCACUACCGGCUGUCGUCAGGAAAACAUGUCGUGAAUAAUCUGCCGACUUGUCCUGCCCCCACCCAUCUUUCCUCGUCAAACCGCGUUCCUCUGGAGCGUGCCGUCUCGGCGCACGAGCUUGCCCGUCUGCCUACUCCCCAGGGGGACUAUGCCCGCCCCCCUCCGACGGGUCUGCGUGAAGCUGCCGGGCGCAGCACCGCUUCGCCCUACGGAGGCACAAAUCACCUGCAUGCAGGCCUCGGAAACAGCACCACGACUCCCAGUGGUCCGUCAGAUAGACCCAUUCCAGGUGGAGGAGUCAGCACGAGACCGUCAGCGGCCUCCUCCCUUUUGCAAUCUGCUUCGGGAACGGGGCCAGGGGGAAACACCCUAAAGGGGAAAGGGUCGGGAGAGGUUUUCGAGGGUGGCAGCUACGAGGCCAGAGGCUUGAAGCAGUCGAAGGGGGGGCUUAUGGGGAGGGCAGAGAUGCCGGGCUCAGUGCCCUUGAUCCGCCACGAAUCUCUGGCGGCCCCUGACGACUCCACAGCCAUGGGACAAGCCUCCUCCGCCCGCUUUUCCUCGGCCACGGCCACAGCCCUGGCCGAGUCCCCCUCUUUGCAAUGGCUACGUGUCCAGUAUCAAAGGACGAACAUAUACGCCUGGAGCAAGAAGCAGCUCUCCGCCCCCGCUGCCCUCUCUGCGGUGGAAGGUCCCGGAGGGGAGGAAGACGACCCGCUGUCACCGGAAGGACAGGUGGCGCUCUAUCGACGGUCACGGAAUCAGCGGGUGCUGGAGGAGGCCAAGGCCCUUACUCUGAAAUGCACGGGGGUCCUGGGCAUGCCGGAAGAGGAGGAGGACUCGGACCUGUACUUCAUGUUGGGCGGGAUCGAUGCACUGCUGGCAGCGCAACGCGAGGGGAUGGAUGGCGCGGCUGGGGCUCGAAAAGGUAACGUGAAGAAGACCGCGCUAACGAAGAGCAUGGGAGAUACUGUAAAGCGUAAGAACCAGGUGCUUCGACUUCAGCAAAAAGUUGUAUUUGAAAGCGACGCACAAAUGACGUCGCAACUGUUGUUCCACCCCUUCGAGCCGCUUUUGAUUGCCUCGGACGACCACGCCAACCUCCGGGUAUGGAAUCACGAGGACGGGAAGAAGCUGGGCGUGUUCAGGAACGAGCCGAUUCCUAGCAAGGCAUCGAGGAUCACAAGCCUGGCUUGGUUGAACGAGGCAACCUCCUCCCUCUUGCUCACCGGGACGGAUGAGGGGGUCGUCCGCGUGUGGAGCGGGGUGGUCCCGACGGGGGCGGACUGGGUUCCCCCCCGUCUGGCGACAGCCUUUUUCGCCCACGCACUCGUGGGGCGUGGCUUCGGCGUUGUCACAAAAUGGGUCCACGGUGCAGGCCUCCUCCUGACGGGGGGAAGCUCAGACCGGCUUCGGGCCUGGGACUUGGAGAGGGAGCAGAUGGUCAGGGAGUGGGAGACGGGUGGGGAGGCUUGUGUGACAUGCCUGGCUGCCAGCACGCCUCACGGAGGGGCGGGCGGGCGGGACUCCGGGGGUAACGGGGCGCGU
Molecule: messenger RNA, 5013 nt
Organism: Nannochloropsis gaditana CCMP526
Gene: RAPTOR
Product: regulatory associated protein of mTOR
Exons: 1
Biological process (GO): cellular response to starvation; positive regulation of cell growth; cellular response to amino acid stimulus
Cellular component (GO): cytoplasm; TORC1 complex
Molecular function (GO): protein binding; protein-macromolecule adaptor activity
Source: RefSeq, a predicted model, not a curated record